AUGGGAGAUUCCGGUGUGCCCGGCACCAGGGACCUUUCAGCCGCGUGCACAGCGGCCUGGACCCCGGCCAUAAGGGACGGCCGCCGGGUGGCUCGGCCUCCCACAGGGAGGACACAGUGUACCCUCGGGCCCCCUUUCCCCGAACGAACCCUCCGGAACCAGGUUUCUCUGCCUUGCGCUCGGCCAGGAAACAAGAAUGCGCGGAGGAAGUGCCACGCCAGGCCCGGAGGAAGCGCAAACCGAACACACGUCUGCCCUGGUGAGACUCGUGGUUUCUCGGGGGAAGUACCACGGCAGCGACAGAGACCGCCAACGGCAGAGCUGCGGUGCGAUCGCAGAGGCUGGGACACCCGCCUUCGAGCCCCUGGGGUGCCAGGACUGGGUGUGGCGCCCCCCACGUCCACGACUCCCCGGCGGCGGCGGGAGCGAGCUGCAGGACGGGGGGCCGUGCAGAGGUUCAGACCCUCUCCCGGGGCCACCGAGCUGGGCCACGCAGGGAGCUGUACCUGCUCCGUCGUUCGCGCCUGGUCCCCGGCAGGCAGGCAGCUCCAGUGCACAGCAGGGACCAGCAGGGACGCCCUGGCCGGGGCCCGGACCUCUCCUCCGAGUGUCCACAGCGUCCUCCCGGUCACAGGAGCCGGGAAUCUGAGAGACUGCCCGGCUCUGGUCCCCAGCCCCGGAGAACAGGCCUCCUCCAGCCUGUCCCACAAAGAGAAGGGCUCCCAGGAGGAGGAGAACCAUGAAUCACGGUGGAAAAACCAGGGGACGUGAUGCCCAGCGCCUGCCCUGCCGAGUGGCACGUUCCCCGGAGGGGUGUCAGCCGCUGCACCCGGACUGUGCAUGGGCCCCCUCCGAGUUCCGUGGAGCUCUGACUCGGGGACCCCGUGCUCCCCACCUGUGCCUCGCCGGGGGUGCCCGCUGCCCCCAGCACUUGGGCUCACCCUUCUCUAGUUCCCUUCCCCAAGUUAACGGCACGAGGUUCAAGGGCCCCUUGAAACACAAAACUUGCAGAGUCCAGUUGUGUGAACCCGGGCAUUCUCCCUGCCGGCCGUCAAAGUGAGGUUGUUCCCGUCCCGCGUCCUCACGAGGACCUGGUCCACGCCGGGCCCGCUGGCGGCAGUGCCGGUGUGGGGGCCUGCCCCCCAGGCCCACGUUCCGCAGCCCUGCCCCCUCCGAAGCAGGCUCAGCUCACUCCUCCCACUGCCACGGGGUCCAGACCAGAGCUGGCCGGGAACCCAAGGAUUUCUUCAUUUGUCCCCAUCUGCCCUCUCCGGGCAUGAUCUCUCCGCACUCUUAAAGAACAAUUAAAGCAAAACUUACAAAGAAACUGGGGAACUGCAGAAGACAGGUCCUACCGUCGGCCCCGGGGAAGGGAGCACAUCACAGAGUGCCCUGGGCUCCGGCACCACGGGACAGCCCCCCGCAUGCCCCUGUGCGCCCCCUCCCCUCCUCUGUAGGCAGCGCCCCUGGCCAGCGCCCCUUCUUACCGCCUGGGAGGCUCCCCCUCAAGCGGGCUCUCCCCCACACAGCGGCCCUGGGCCUCUGCCCGGCCUCCCCUCCAGGCAAAGCCCCCAGGCAUCCGCACCAGCCCCCAUUCCGCCUGCCACUCACAGACACGUUUCAUCUGCCGGAGAGCCCCUCGCCAAGGGCCAGCCCCGGCCAGAGUCCCUGGAUGUGCCCUCCCUCGGUCCCCAGGCCCCCCUCCCAGGAAGGAGCGUCCCCUCCACCACCGGUCAAAGCAAGACUCGGGGCCACUUCCCAGCACAGGCACUGAAGGCUCCCCCAGGGCAGCAGGGCCCACUCCGGACGACCACCUGGGGCUCAGCAAGUUCCUCCGGCUCGCCCUGCCCCCCACCUGGCACAAGGGGACCACAGGCCGGGCAGAGAGGGCACUUCAGAGGGACCGUCGUGGGACCUGUCUGCGGAGACCAUCAGGGCACAGUGCAGUGACCUCUUCCUCAGGGCCUGGGGCCUCCAGCCGGCUCGGCGACCCAGGCCGGGCGCCCAGGAUGGUGCGGGGCAGCCAGGCUAGGACAGAAGUGGGGAGACCCGCCGGCACCGUCCCCAGCCCCUCGGCGGGGUAGGCUUGGCCGGAGGCGGGCGGCCACGGUCCUGCGGGCUCCCUGGAUGUGCAAAGCGGGGACGCGCCGAACGCGCCGCCUCCCGACGCCCCGGCGGGGCGCCCUGCCCGGCCCCCGCCAUCCGCGGCCUGCGAGCGGCCGCCCUCCGCCGGGCCAGCCCAAAGCCAGGGGCGCAAGCAACGCUGCAGACCCGCGCGCGGGCCGGGGCGGCGGGACCCGCGGUCCUCAAGUGUCCGCGGUGCCCAGGCCACCGCGAGGCAGGCCAGGGCCGGGGCUGCGCCCUCCGCACGGAGCCCGCGCAUCCCCACGGCGGACCCCGAUCCGAGCGCCCGGGACCCGGCUCCGCGCGGCCCCGUCCCUCGGUCCGCCUCCGCCGCUCCCGCCCCGAGAUGCCGACACAAAGGGGACGCC
Phyllostomus hastatus (greater spear-nosed bat) is the source of this 2492-nucleotide messenger RNA. RefSeq lists its product as uncharacterized. Bases 1 to 771 code for a protein of 256 amino acids. The transcript is spliced from 4 exons. NCBI's taxonomy places the organism in Eukaryota, Metazoa, Chordata, Mammalia, Chiroptera, Phyllostomidae. The record is from RefSeq and is a predicted model, not a curated record.